AUGUCGUCAUAUAGGAUUGUCUAUGAAAAAGCUUGCCAUCUACCAGUUGAAAUAGAACACAAAACAUAUUGGGCAGUGAAGACUUGUAAUUUGCACUACGACUCAGUUGGAAAGCAAAGGAAGUUGCAACUGCAAGAAUUAGAGGAACUGUGUUUGGAGGCCUAUGAGAACUUAAGGAUUUAUAAGGAAAGGACCAAGAGAUACCAUGACAAAAUGAUAACUAGGAAGGAAUUCAUUGUAGGUCAAAAGGUACUCUUGUUCAAUUCUUGCCUCAAAUUCAUGCCCAGAAAGCUUAGAUCAAGUUGGGUUAGACCAUUCACAGUCACAAAGGUAUUUCCUCAUGGUGUAGAGGAAAUCAAGAGCGAUUCCACUAGUAAGAGCUUCAUGGUAAAUGGACACCACUUGAAGCAUUUCUUGCAAAAUUCAGUUUCCCUGGAGGAAGUUGAGGAGAUUGAUCUACACAUUCCUUUCAUAGACCUCAACCACCCUUGUUCUGAGUAA
Messenger RNA from Abrus precatorius (Indian licorice), 501 nucleotides. RefSeq lists its product as uncharacterized. Lineage: Eukaryota; Viridiplantae; Streptophyta; Magnoliopsida; Fabales; Fabaceae. The transcript has a single exon. The coding region runs from base 1 to 501 and encodes 166 amino acids. The record is from RefSeq and is a predicted model, not a curated record.